AGUACUCCUACUAUUACACUUCGCUCCUGAGAAUUUCGCCAGACCAAAAUGGAUCUCCUCCUCCUGGAGAAGAGCAUUCUAGCCCUCUUUUUCGUGGCGGUUCUAGCCACCGUCCUCUCCAAACUGCAAGGUAAGAGGUUCAAGCUCCCACCAGGACCCACACCCGUACCCGUAUUCGGCAACUGGCUCCAGGUCGGGGAUGACUUGAACCACCGGAACCUCACCGACUUGGCCAAGAAAUUCGGUGACAUACUAUUACUCCGAAUGGGGCAGCGCAAUCUGGUGGUGGUGUCUUCGCCAGAUUCGGCAAAGGAGGUUCUCCACACGCAGGGAGUGGAGUUCGGAUCGAGAACCCGGAACUUGGUGUUUGAUAUCUUCACGGGUAAAGGUCAGGAUAUGGUUUUUACGGUGUACGGGGAACACUGGAGAAAGAUGCGGCGGAUCAUGACGGUGCCAUUUUUCACGUACAAGGUUGUCCAGCAGUAUAGGUACGGGUGGGAGGAAGAGGCUACACGCGUGGUGGAGGAUGUAAAGAAGAAGCCAGAGGCAGCAAGGAGUGGGAUCGUGUUAAGGAAGCGGUUGCAGCUAAUGAUGGACAACAACAUGUACAGGAUCAUGUUUGACAGAAGGUUCGAGAGCGAAGAGGAUCCGUUGUUUGUGAAGCUCAAGGCUUUGAAUGGGGAAAGAAGUAGAUUGGCGCAGAGCUUUGAUUACAAUUAUGGCGAUUUUAUUCCCAUUCUAAGGCCAUUCCUGAGAGGGUACUUGAAGAUCUGUAAAGAGUGGGGAAUCGCUGAGCUGGUGAACCACCCCCACAUCCAGAAGAAGCUCCGGGACGAGCUGGACACCGUUCUGGGUGUGGGCCACCAAAUCACGGAGCCGGACACCUACAAGCUUCCUUACCUUCAGGCCGUAAUCAAGGAGACUCUGAGACUCCGUAUGGCCAUCCCACUGCUGGUGCCACAUAUGAACCUCCACGAUGCAAAGCUGGACGGCUAUGACAUCCCUGCAGAGAGCAAAAUAUUGGUGAACGCCUGGUGGCUUGCCAACAAUCCGGCUCAUUGGAAGAAUCCUCAAGAGUUCAGGCCAGAGAGGUUCUUGGAAGAAGAGUCAAAGGUUGAGGCGAACGGAAAUGACUUCCGCUACCUCCCAUUCGGUGUGGGAAGAAGGAGCUGCCCCGGAAUCAUACUGGCACUUCCCAUCCUAGGUAUCACCAUCGGUCGUCUGGUGCAAAACUUCGAGCUGUUGCCUCCACCGGGACAGGAGAAGCUCGAUACCACUGAGAAGGGAGGACAAUUCAGUUUGCACAUUUUGAAGCAUUCCACCAUUGUUGCAAAGCCAAGUCGAAUAGAUCCUGGAGGCAAACUUGUUAUGGGGUUUCGAAAGGCAACUAAUCCUGACAAACAGGAUGCCCAGGCAUCUCCCCUUCAUAAUGGUGUCCCUUCCGGUGACACCUCACAUUCAAAUGCUAUUGAGAAUUUGCCUGCAGUUAGUGGUUACACUGGUCUCAUCCAAACACCAAAAGGAAGCAAGGAUCCUCACAUAAAUUAUCUGUCUGAACAUUUAAGUUUAGCUGAUGGGAAUAUCAGUUGGGGUAGCAGUGAGAGCCAUGGAAGCAGGCUAAAUGAGAAUUCAAUGCUGCAACCUAUGGUGAAUGUGGAGAAGAAGAGGACUCGAAAUAUUGGGUCCAAAAGCAAGAGGUUGUUAAUGCAUAGUGAAGAUGCUUUGGAGCUAAGACUCACAUGGGAAGAAGCACAGGACUUGCUUCGUCCACCUCUAAGUGUCAAGCCGAGCAUUGUCACUAUUGAGGACCAUGAAUUUGAAGAAUAUGAUGAACCACCCAUAUUUGGAAAGAGGACUUUAUUCACUGCCUGGCAAUCUGGGUAAGGGUUUAAACAAUGUGUUUUACUUCGUUUUUUGUUGCAGCAUCAGAAAGUAACAAUGUUACGAAGGGGUUUGAGUAUUUAUUUGCAGUUUCAUACUGAAUAAUUCUAUGGUAUCCUU
Molecule: messenger RNA, 2001 nt
Organism: Rubroshorea leprosula
Lineage: Eukaryota; Viridiplantae; Streptophyta; Magnoliopsida; Malvales; Dipterocarpaceae
Source: the annotation of a GenBank genome assembly